UGGCGCUCAGUCCAGCAGCCUCGCGCCGGGUUUCCUGUUUAAGAUGGCGUCUCCCGUGGCAGUGCAGUCCGGGAAACUUCUGCGAGACCUGGUGUUCCGGCCCCCCCUCCUGGCGGCCAGGUCCCAGGCAGUUCAGUUCACCUCUAGAAGAUGGUUGAACCUGCAGGAAUACCAGAGCAAGAAACUGAUGUUCGACCAUGGAGUGAAAGUUCAAAGGUUCUUUGUGGCAGACUCUGCGAAUGAGGCGCUGGAGGCUGCUAAGAGACUAAAUGCAAAAGAAAUUGUUUUAAAAGCCCAGAUCUUAGCCGGAGGAAGAGGAAAAGGUGUUUUCAACAGUGGGUUGAAAGGAGGUGUUCAUUUAACAAAAGACCCUAAAGUCGUGGGACAGCUGGCUAAACAGAUGAUUGGGUAUAAUCUAGCAACAAAACAAACUCCCAAAGAAGGUGUGAAAGUUAAGAAGGUGAUGGUUGCUGAAGCCCUGGACAUUUCCCGAGAAACCUACUUGGCGAUUCUGAUGGAUCGCUCCUGCAACGGCCCAGUGCUGGUGGGCAGCCCCCAGGGGGGCGUUGACAUUGAAGAAGUGGCCGCUUCUUCUCCAGAACUUAUUUUUAAGGAGGAAAUUGACAUUUUUGAUGGGAUAAAGGACAGCCAAGCUCAGCGGAUGGCAGAAAAUCUAGGCUUCUUUGGGCCUUUGAAAAAUCAGGCUGCGGAUCAAAUUAAGAAGCUGUAUAAUCUCUUUCUGAAAAUUGAUGCUACUCAGGUGGAAGUGAAUCCCUUUGGUGAAACUCCAGAAGGACAAGUUGUCUGUUUUGAUGCCAAGAUAAACUUUGAUGAUAACGCAGAAUUCCGACAAAAGGACAUAUUUGCCAUGGAUGACAAAUCAGAGAAUGAGCCCAUUGAAAAUGAAGCUGCCAGAUAUGAUCUAAAAUACAUAGGAUUGGAUGGGAACAUUGCUUGCUUUGUGAAUGGUGCUGGGCUCGCCAUGGCUACCUGUGACAUCAUUUCCCUUAAUGGUGGGAAACCAGCCAACUUCUUGGAUCUCGGUGGUGGUGUAAAGGAAGCUCAAGUAUAUCAGGCAUUCAAAUUGCUCACAGCUGAUCCUAAGGUUGAAGCCAUCCUCGUCAAUAUUUUUGGUGGAAUUGUGAACUGCGCUAUCAUUGCAAAUGGCAUCACCAAAGCCUGCCGGGAGCUGGAACUCAAGGUGCCCCUUGUGGUCCGGCUCGAAGGGACCAACGUCACGGAGGCUCAGAGCAUCCUCACCAACAGCGGCCUCCCCAUCACCUCUGCCGUCGACCUGGAGGAUGCGGCCAAGAAGGCCGUGGCCUGUGUGGCAAAGAAGUGAUGCCCUCCUCCCGAUCCUUUGGGGGAAGAAGUCCGUUUUUCCAGAGAAAGGGAUGUUUCUGUCAUCACUGUGAAGGAAUUGGUUAUUCCUUUUGGGAAAAAGGGGGGAGGGUGAGCAAAAAUCACUAUAUGAAAAAUAUUUAAACCUGUAAAUUUUUUUGAAGAAGAUACUUAAACCACCUAAAUAAUCUGAUUUCACUUAUAGUCUUUAUUAUAAUAAUGCCAUCUGUUCUCAUACUUUUCUGUCAUGAUGAGUCUACCCAGUAGGCAGUGUUUUGCUGAUUAGGAGGAAUAAUCUGUAUAACCAAACAGUGUGCACACAUAGAAUUUUAUGUUGGACCCUGGUUCAUUUAUAAGAAUUUUGGUGGACAUUUAGUCCCAUAUAAUAAUAAAAAAAAAUCACAGACCAUAAAACACUCAAACAUUACAUAUGAUAUAACAUACCUACUAGCAAAAAGGUACAGCUAAGACAUUCAAACAAAUAGCUGAUACUGCCUUUUUUUGUUGUUGUUGUUAUAAAUUCCUAAUUCCUAAUUCCAACACAUUUGGAGGACUAUAUUUUUUAUAAUGAAAGGUCUAUAUUAAUAUUUGUGUAUUUUACCAUUUGCCUUAAUAUUGAAUAUACUGUUUACCCCACACAAAAAAUAAAGCCAGAAGCCUUAUUUGCAACUUUGGAAUUAAUGGUUCCAUUUUUAUAUCAAAACCAAAGAACUUUGAUUCUUACGGAAAUUUUUUAAUUAAGUCAUUUCAAGAGGAGACAACACUGAAAAUCAAAUUGUGAAUGGUCAGUCUCUUCUUCGUUCUUCCCUUCCCCUCCACGGUAUACUAGCUUGUGAUAGAAAGAUGGUAAAAUGUUACUGAGAGUAAGUGGUGUUUUCAAUAAUGUCCAUUUUUGUGGUGGGGAAAAAUUUGAAUUAACUUUUUAUUUAAAUUUUGGUAAAUUUUUAUCUGUACACAGAUUUGAAUAAAAUCCUCUGUUUUGUAAGCUCUAA
This is a messenger RNA of Choloepus didactylus (southern two-toed sloth), 2333 nucleotides long. RefSeq names its product succinate-CoA ligase GDP-forming subunit beta (gene SUCLG2). The record is from RefSeq and is a predicted model, not a curated record. Gene Ontology annotation, molecular function: ATP binding; succinate-CoA ligase (GDP-forming) activity. The transcript has 11 exons. Lineage: Eukaryota; Metazoa; Chordata; Mammalia; Pilosa; Megalonychidae. Bases 44 to 1342 code for a protein of 432 amino acids. Gene Ontology annotation, cellular component: succinate-CoA ligase complex; mitochondrion. Gene Ontology annotation, biological process: tricarboxylic acid cycle; succinyl-CoA metabolic process.